Danio rerio (zebrafish) is the source of this 1109-nucleotide messenger RNA. It is a transcript of the gene aopep, whose product is annotated as aminopeptidase O (putative). Gene Ontology annotation, molecular function: zinc ion binding; metallopeptidase activity; metalloaminopeptidase activity. Gene Ontology annotation, cellular component: nucleolus. Lineage: Eukaryota; Metazoa; Chordata; Actinopteri; Cypriniformes; Danionidae. The record is from RefSeq and is marked provisional.
CCAGUCCACAUAUCGUGUUCCUGUCUCAAAGUGUGCUAACUGGUGAGAGGAACCUCUGUGGGGCAAGGUUAUGCCAUGAAAUUGCCCAUUCCUGGUUCGGGCUGGCCAUUGGAGCACGGGAUUGGACAGAAGAAUGGAUCAGCGAGGGCUUCGCUACUUACUUAGAGGAUGUUUUCUGGAGCCACGUUCAGAAGUUGGGCUGUAGAGAGGCUGAGGAGCAGAGACAGUUAAAGGCUUUGCUGCGCUGGAGGAGAUUGAGUGAUGAGUUGCAGAACUCUGAAGAAGAGCUGCAGGUCCUCAGGCCCAAUAAAGAGAACACAGGGGAAGUGAGCGAGUCCGGUGCGUCAGUUGUGAAGCAUGCCCUCAACCCAGAAAAACCCUUCAUGCAGGUGCACUAUUUGAAGGGCUACUUCCUCUUGAAGUUUCUGGCUGAUCAGAUCGGCGAGGAGAAGUUCCUGCAAUUCUUCAAAGUGUUUGUUGGAAAAUUCCACGGGCAGCUAAUUCUGUCUCAGGAUUUUCUGCAGAUGCUUCUGGACGCAUUUCCAGCAAUGAGCAGCCAGGGCAUCGCACUUGAAACCAUCUUUUCAGACUGGUUAGAUACACCUGAAAUGCCAGAGUGGCUGAGAGACGAAUGCUCAGAAUGGUUGCGGACUCCAGCGGUGCAAGAAGUCAAAGGAGAGGUUGCAAAAUGGAUUCACUUCAGUGGCUCUGGUGGAAAGGGCAGCAAGCGGAAAAGAGCAGGGCCCAAGGUUAACUUCAAAGAGCUGAAUCCAGAGCAGCUGGUGCUUCUGCUGGAGUUUCUUCUAGAGGAAUGCAAUCUGAGUGCGUCCACGCUGAGACUCCUUCAGUCCACUUAUAACCUACAGGCUCAGGAUGCUGAGGUGAAACAUCGCUGGUGUGAACUUGCGGUCAAGCAUAAACACACCGCCGCAUACCGAGACGUUGAGCUCUUUCUGAUCCAUGACCAGGCUAUGGGUGUGUAUUUGUACGGAGAGCUAAUGGUCCAGGAAGACGCUCGGCAGCAAGCAUUAGCACGCCGCUGUUUAUCCAUCAUUAAAGAUGACAUGGACCAAUCAGCACGCACCGUUGUGGAAGAAAUGAUCCUCUGA